Messenger RNA from Mangifera indica (mango), 1131 nucleotides. RefSeq names its product RHOMBOID-like protein 5. The transcript has 5 exons. The record is from RefSeq and is a predicted model, not a curated record. Gene Ontology annotation, biological process: proteolysis. Gene Ontology annotation, cellular component: membrane. Lineage: Eukaryota; Viridiplantae; Streptophyta; Magnoliopsida; Sapindales; Anacardiaceae. Gene Ontology annotation, molecular function: serine-type endopeptidase activity. The coding region runs from base 1 to 831 and encodes 276 amino acids.
AUGUACGUCAACAAUUGCCCUAGUAGAAUUUGGGUUCACAAAUGUGUUCUGGAGAAAGAGUUGGGCAGGUUUUCGUUUGAACCCACAAGUGAAAAUCCACUCUUUGGCCCUUCCGCCUUAACGCUCAAAAAGGUCGGUGGACUUGACAGAAAACUGGUGGAGCAAGGUGAACGAUGGCGUUUAUUCUCUUGCAUGUUUCUUCAUUCCGGAGUCGUCCAUUUACUUUUCAACACCUUGGCCCUUCUAUCCGCCGGUAUCCAGCUUGAAGAGGAAUUCGGAUUUUUGAAAGUCGGAAGCUUGUAUGUACUUUCUGGCUUAGGCGGAAGCAUUUUAUCUUGCCUUGGCCAAGAUCCCACAAGAGACACGGUUUCAGUUGGUGCAUCAGGUGCGCUUUUCGGAUUCAUGGGCUCGAUGCUCUCCGAGUUCAUCACAAACUGGUCAAGCCAUACGAACAAGUGUGUUCAAUUGACGAUGCUUCUCAUGGUCAUCUGCCUGAAUAUGUUGGUGGGUUUGAUACCUGGAGUUGACAACAUGGCACAUUUGGGAGGCUUCAUCAGCGGAUUUUUUCUAGGGUUUGUUCUUCUAAUGUGUCCUCGACAGGAAUAUUUUCUUCCUGGAUAUGAAACAACUCGCCGCAAAUCCAAGUACCAGUGCCAUCAACAAUUCUUUUGCGUUGUGUCUCUUGCCAUCUUAAUCGCCGGGUACUUGUAUGGGAUAAAAUUGCUAUUCAAAGGCUCGCAAAUAGAGAAAAUUAUUCCUUCCAUACCCAUUGACGAUCUGCAAGGCACCUUAACUUCCCAACUCCGAAAUGCAACAAACCACACUUUGUAAUCACAACCAUUAUACAGCUCUAAACUUGAUAUAUCCUAAACUUGCCUUCAUACUUUUUAUACAGUGUAUUGAUAAAGAGUUAUAAAAAUUUUGUUUUCUUCAUAAAUCAAAAUUCGGAGGUUCCAAAAUAUUAACAGAGAUCCUGCAGAUAAAGGGAGAUGGGAAAAAAAAGCUAUAGUGAAAUCAAAAAAGAAAAUCUUUGUGGAGGCGAGACAAGGGUGAAUUAGAGAGUUUGAUGAGAUAUGUAUUGUAUUUGUUUUGUAAACAUUAUUUAUGAAUUGAAAUUGGAUUUUGUCUUGA